Molecule: messenger RNA, 240 nt
Organism: Rotaria socialis
Lineage: Eukaryota; Metazoa; Rotifera; Eurotatoria; Philodinida; Philodinidae
Source: the annotation of a GenBank genome assembly
AUGACAAAUUCAGCUACAACACCGGGAUUGAUAAAUAUGUCGGAAUAUCCAAUGCGUGAACCACAAAAUGCUCAAGAACUCGUGAAUUUAGUUCAAAAUACUAUUUCUCAAAUACAAGAUAAAUUUGGACAAAUGAGUGACACAAUUAUGACAAGAAUUGAUGACAUGGGUCGACGCAUCGAUGAUCUCGAACGUAAUAUUGCACAUGUAAUUGCACAAACAAAUGCUGAAUUAUCAUAA